Messenger RNA from Leptidea sinapis, 10444 nucleotides. It is a transcript of the gene siz, whose product is annotated as IQ motif and SEC7 domain-containing protein 1. Gene Ontology annotation, molecular function: guanyl-nucleotide exchange factor activity. The record is from RefSeq and is a predicted model, not a curated record. NCBI's taxonomy places the organism in Eukaryota, Metazoa, Arthropoda, Insecta, Lepidoptera, Pieridae. Gene Ontology annotation, biological process: actin cytoskeleton organization; regulation of ARF protein signal transduction. Bases 523 to 3582 code for a protein of 1019 amino acids. The transcript has 22 exons.
UAUUCGCUGGAGCCGGACGCGUCAACGCGGAAGCCUUAUCGGAAAAACUAUAACAUCGACUGACUCUAGUGUUUGUUCAGUGAAGUGUUUAGUGCCAGAUUGAUUAUUGAGCUUUUAAUCUGUUGUGAUAACUUGAUGAGUCAAGGUUAAAAGUGUGAUUAUAUCAACGGUUUUAGUGAUCUAGAAGGUUUUUCCAACGCAGACCGUCACGUUCUAAAUAUGUUAUUUAUUGAUAGUCUAAGUAUAAAGCAAUAAUAAAAGACAUGUGAUUAUUGAGAGAAAUGCGUAAUGUGAAAGUCGAGUGACAAUAAAGUUGUGAAAACGACAGUUUUGAUUAAAGCGUUUAAUGAAACUGUCAAGAUAAGUGACUAAACGAAAGUGAACUAUAAAAUUGCAAAUGUAAUAGUGGUCGGUGAUAAAGUUAAUGUGAGGCAAAGUGAAGACAUCAAAGUGGCGAAGUCAGAGUCCAAAGUAGUAUUAGUGGGUGAAGGGGAAGGUGAUGGAUGUUGCUCGUGUUCUGGCAUGAGGAUCGGAGAACUCGGCGGAGUAUUGCUUGAAGCUGCAAAGUUGACCAGAUCCUGGUUCUGCCAAAGACCGGGCUACGGUUUCUCUCAGAAGGUCGACGAAGAGGAGAACAGCGGCGGCGUGCCGAUACAUCCACCCGACGCCUUCUACUCCCACCAACACAGCAUCCACAGUGGCCAUCAUGGCCACCACUCGGAGCCGGAUCGCGGCUACAUGGAGGGGAAUCGAUACGUCACUGCUGUGCAUCGCCCGCUGCCUGCAUUAAACCACUCGAACUCGUCAUGUUCAUCAACGUCGAAUGCGUCAACAGGUGCAGGGUUGUGCGCCGGCACUGCAGAGCCUGCUCCGCCGUUAUACAUCGCUGCACCACCGGAGGGGUUCGGCCUUGCCGUUCAUACAAACAGGCGUGGCACAGACGUUGGAAUCAUUGGCAGUACCGGUAUUACGCAAAAAGAUCCAAGUAUGCCCCAAAAAAGGGGUAAAUUAACUCGAGGUCGAUAUGAGAUGUCCCAAGACUUGCUCGACAAACAAGUGGAGAUACUAGAGCGGAGGUACGGCGGUUUAAGAGCCAGACGGGCUGCAGUGACGAUCCAGCGCGCGUUCAGAAGACGACAGUUGUUGAAGAAAUUCAGUGCGAUCACGGCGAUGGCCAAAGCCGCUGAUUCUAACGCGAGAAGACUGCAAGACGGAUCAGAUCAUUUGCUGGUAAAUGGUAACGAUAUCUACGCAAACACUAUGCUCCAGAAGAGUCCGGGCGCUGCUGAGAAAAUGUUGGGGUUGACUCGACCGAUGAGGUCUAUGUCUCUGCGGGAACGGCACGAUGUGGAUAUGGGAAACCACAUGUCAUGCGAGGUCCAGAAUGACGUGGACGCCAUGGUGGCCAGGGUGCAGCAGUCUGCGCACCAGAUCCACAUGAUAGCCAGCGAGAUACCGCACCACAGGGGAGACGCUGAUAGUGGAGUGUGCAGCUGCUCUGUAAGUGGCUCCGUGACAAAUAUAUCGACGUCUUCUUCCCACAAUGAAUCUCUACACAACCACCAGCUGUUGAAUAACUCUGGUCCUAUUUACGGCAACUUAUUGUCGUCAGGCGGUAAGCCAUUGUCGUCGCCAACGGCUCGACAACAACAACAGAUAGCGGCAAUUCAGGCCGCGAAUGCCAGGAGACUGCCGCCGGAGGUGCCAAAGAGGACCAGCAGUAUAACCCUCAAUGCCGAGAGUCCUGUGUCCCUCCGAAGGGCGGAAUGUGUCGCUUCUGGAGUGGGAGGCGUCGUGAGAGGUGGCUCGAUGUCUUCCGUGCAGUCAUCAUCUUCAUCGUCAUCGCAGGAGCACAGGCAUUAUCAUCAGCCUUACCAGCAUAGGCCACAGGAGGCACAUAUACACAUACAAGAGCAACAGUUCCAACAUACUCGCACUGCGUCCGGCACCUUGUACGAGGGAGACAGAUAUAACGUGUGGAAGAGACAGGACGCACCCUACUACGAGACUCCGCCCACCGCGUGCUGUAGGCCGCACGAACUUCACACACAUCAGCAACCAAUAAAAGUAUCAGAAACUGUCCGCAAACGUCAGUACCGCGUCGGGCUGAACUUGUUCAAUAAGAAACCGGAGCGCGGUAUCGCCUACCUGAUAUCGCGAGGCUUCCUGGAGAACUCCCCGCGUGGCGUGGCCAGGUUUCUGAUCACGAGGAAAGGCUUGAGUAAGCAGAUGAUCGGCGAAUACCUGGGGAACCUGCAGAAUCAGUUCAACAUGGCUGUUUUGGAAUGCUUCGUGAACGAGCUCGACUUAUCUGGGAUGGCAGUGGACGUGGCACUCCGCAGGUACCAGGCGCACUUCCGCCUGCCGGGCGAGGCGCAGAAGAUAGAACGACUGGUGGAGGCGUUCUCCAGACGAUACUGCGUGUGCAACACCGACUUUGUGCAGAGGUUGCGGACGCAGGACACGAUCUUCGUGCUAGCGUUCGCGAUAAUAAUGCUGAAUACAGAUCUGCACACUCCAAACCUAAAGCCGGAAGCGCGGAUGUCGCUCGACGAUUUCGUGCGUAACUUGCGCGGUAUCGACGACUGUGGUGACAUUGACCGAGAAAUGCUGGCCGGCAUCUACGACAGGGUUAAAGCGAGCGAGUUUCGACCUGGAAGUGACCAUGUUACACAGGUUAUGAAAGUGCAAGCGACGAUCGUCGGCAAGAAGCCUCACCUGGCGCUACCACACCGGCGGUUGGUCUGCUACUGCCGUCUCUACGAGAUACCGGACAUUCACAAGAAGGAGCGACCUGGGGUCCACCAGAGAGAGGUUUUCCUCUUCAAUGAUCUACUGGUGAUUACGAAGAUAUUCAGCAAGAAGAAGUCCUCAGUCACUUAUACGUUUAGACAAUCGUUUCCUCUCUGCGGGAUGCUCGUCAACUUGUUCUCUGUGCCACAUUACCCGUUCGGUAUCCGCCUGUCGCGGCGCGUGGACGGGCGCAGGCUCGCCACGUUCAACGCUCGCAACGAGCACGACCGCUGCAAGUUCGCCGAGGACUUGCGGGAGAGUGUCGCCGAGAUGGACGAGAUGGAGGCCAUGAGGAUAGAGUCCGAGCUCAGCAGGGGGAAGGGACGCAACACGGCCAACUCCAGGAAUGCAAUGGAGAACAGAGAUAGCGGCGUCGCUGACGUAGAGAUUGAUCAUCAGCAGUGUAUUGAGCAUGUUCAUGGGGUGCCAGUUCCGCCGCCGCCCAGUUGCCCGGCUCCUGCGGCUCCUCGCCCUGCCCACAACCCACCCCCCACCACCAUCAUCAAGCGGAACGUGCUCAGCAACUCGCUCGUCGACAUCAACGAUCCAGUGGCCCUGGCGGCUGAGCGGCUGCAGCGCCGAGGGUCGGUGGGGUCCUUGGACAGCGGCAUGUCGGUGUCCUUCCAGCACGGCAGCAGGAGUGCGCUGGCCACCUCGCCGCGGCAGCCGCCAGACCAGCGCUCGCCGGGUCGGUUAUUUGGAGGUAUAUUCCCGGGACGUCAGCGUAAAUUGAGCGCGUCCGGUAUCCCCGACACCAAGAGCCAAGUGGGAAAGAGCACAGAAGUUUAAACGAUACGAACAAUAAUUGAUUGGCUACGAUUCACUCGAUUAUAAACAAUAAUCGAUUCAUAUCUCGACUGCUUCGAGAUCUUUCGCGGAGGCAACUGUUGCAGAGUUUUAACAUUUGCACCACAAGAUGGCGUGCGUUACGUAAACAGCGAGAUUAGAUAGAAAUAUGAAUUUAAAAUUAACACAUUAACAUACAUAUAAAUAAAGAUCUUAGAUGAUUUAUACAUCUAGAUAGAGCCACUUGCUUAUUAUAGACAACCGAUGAGAACUGGCCACAUUUAUUACUUACAAGACAAGCUACAUCUUACACUCGCAAAUUGUAUGUCAUGUGUAAGUGUGCGUGUAUUAUUCACAAUAGAGAUUAAUUGCUAACCUCAAUUUUUUUCGACACAGCUGUCACAGUCUAUCUAGACGUAUAAAUGAUCUAAGAGACGGAAAAUACUUAUUUAAAAAUCGACUUUUAACAUCUCUUCUCUGAUAAAAUAAGAUCUAAGUUUAUGUAAAACUACAUAUUAUGUGGCGUCGAAUAUUAUUGAAUUCUUAUUAAUUUAAAUGGAAUUCGAUAGAUUCAAAAUCAAUGAUCGAAGCAUAAGUGAGUUAUUAAUAUUGAUUCACAAGUGAAUUACAGUUAAGUCGUUGGAAUAUUACGAUCUAUAAACCUUAAGUGCCAUCUUGAAUUCUAUUAGAUUUAAGGCAAGUACGUAAUUUUACGAAAGCUCGCUCGCAAUAAUCUGUGUCUUAAAUACAAUGAAAAUAAGAUUGUUUAAUACGUAUUGAGAAACAAAUUUUAACGUUAUUUUCAACUUUAAAAAAGGUAAAUAAAUGUGAAAGUAAAUUAAACUUUCGAAGAAUAUCAUGUUUGGAAUCAGCCGUUACAGAAAUGUUAUUUUCUGCCAUAUUUGAAAGAGAAGCAUAAAUUAAUAUAGAUUAAUAGAAUGCAUCAUUUAUAUAUUUUUAGAAGUCUUGUUUAUUGUAUCGAGAAUAAUAUUAUUUUUGGCUAAAACUUUGGUUGUGAAUGAUUAAGAAUCAAUUAAUGUAUUCUUUACCUGUUGUUUGUCAAAAGUUCUAAAAAGGAAAAAAUUAUGGAAGAGAAGGACCAAUGAGCGUACCUGAUGUUAAGUGAUCACUUGCAACACCAGAGAAAUGACAGGAGCGUUGUACUAAAAAAAUAUUAAUAGUAUUUUGUAUAUGAGUCUUAUCAGCAUCUUGUUCCGCAGUUCAUUUAUUAAUGUUAUCUGGAAAAAAGUUAUUAAAACGCAUGGAUUAUUGUGAAGAGCUGAUAAAGUGAAGGUAUUAGGCAUAAUAUAAUGUUUGUGUCAGGGUAUCUGUUGUUGGUGAUGCGAAAACACAAAAUGAAACUAUAUUCUGGUGACUAAAUGUGCUAAUAAUAGUAAUUAAUUGUAUUAAUUCAUACAAUAUAUUAUGAAACAUUAUUGCACUGCUGAUAAACCGGGCAAAAAGUAAUAUUUUAUUAGUAUUCAAAACAAGGACAAAAAUAUUGAAAUAACAUUAGAGAGAGCGAGAUAACAUAUAUAAAUGUGAUCUACCCACAUAACGGCUGAAUGGCAAAUUGCUUGGAAAAUGUUGCGAAUUGAAAAGUCGCUACCAGGUCGAGAAAAUAAGCUUAAAAUAUAAUUCUGAAUUACUCGAGAGAAGUAGGAUAGUGUUUUUUGGAUUAAAUAAGAUUGUAUGUUACCAAAUAUAUCAUUUAUAUAUAUUUUGAUGUGAGCCGUUUUGAGUCAUUUUGUGUAAAAUAAUAAACACAAUGAAAAUAAUAACAUUAUGAUUGAGACUUGAGGUGUUGUUGAUUGAUGUUAUUGAUUAAAGAUCAUUUGAACGCUGAAAUGAUUUAAAUGAAAUUGACGUAUGGUUAUAUAACUAACUUACUGCAAUUAUUAUACUUUUUUUUUUUAAUUUUUUCCAGCGUUGGUUGCGCGAGGGUUUGUGUCAAUUGUUAGGUUCUAUAAAUUUUAUCAUUUAAAUUUUGCUUACGAAAUUUUAUAAUUUAAUUUAACAUUGAAUUGUACAAAACUAACGAAUAAAGUAUUUUUUUUUUAAAGUUAGCCCGAAAUAGAUAUAUCUAAUUUUAUUAAAUUCCACCUAACCAUAGUCCUAAAUAGUUUGUUUAAUAUAAUUCUGCAGUGUUUUGAGUUAUUUGUUUUUAAAUGCGGUUCAAAAUGUUGCCAAAAAUUUUGUGUGCAUAUCGGGUAGUUUUUUUUUUUUUUUGCAAUUUUUUUUUAUUAAAUUAUACGGCAAUACAACGUUUGCUGGGACAGCUAGUCAAUUUAUAGAUUUUUAUUUGAAUGCAGUUAAGAAUGCUUCGGAGCCUUUUACACAAAAUGAUUCUAAUGUUGCCACAUAAAUAUUUAUAUAUCAAUUAAUUAUUAGUGUAAUUUGUAUAUACGUUGAUAAUAGAUGCAAUAAUACACAAUAAAUUAUUGAUAACUUUGGCACUCGACCGACUCACAAACAUACAUACAUACUUAUAUUACGAAUUUAUUCAAACGUUGUUGAAAUUAUAUAAUAUUAGUGUUAGUAAAGUUUUAAAUUUCUUAUUACGUGAGUAGGAAUUCAAUAUUAAAGUUUAAUAUAGUCGUCCAUUGCAUUUCUCCUGUCCACAAAUAUAUAUUAAUUUAUAAUUAUUGUCAUACCGUUCUCAGUACUUAAGUUUUUUACCUUUGUAAGUUACCUUGAAAUGGAGAAUAUUUAAAUGUUAACGAUCAGUAUAAGAGACUUACGUACCAAUGAUAUUUAAAAAAUAUAGUAACCCUCUUAACUAAUUUAUUAACUAUUGCAAUAUGAAGUCCUAUUCGAUAAAUCUUAUAGACUAAACUCAUGGUCGAAUUUGGUACAGCCGGACCAUCGGACGGUCUGGUGAGCGCCUCGCACCGAUCGGUCAGGCGUCGUAUUCAGUACGGUCCAGACGUUUAAAACAAUAAUUUUGUGCGAUGGAAAAUGCGACAUAGCAUCGAAUAUGGUUCUGUACAUGCCCUCGUCCGAUGGUUCGGUCGGACCAAAUCCGACCAUGUGUUUAGUCUAUUAGAACGCACUUACUACAUGAGUCGUGAACACGCUCUUUAUUGGUACAGACCAAACGACAACAGUGUCGCUGAUGAGUCACUCAUCAGUCGAUGCUUGCUGUCCGCUGAGUGCACACGUGUCUGUAGUAGUGUAUGUAGAAGCUGGGAACUGGCAUCUAUAACAUUGCACAUAAUAUAGCGUAUGAUAAUGCAAACAAAAGCAAUACUAAACUAAAUCAAUAUUUAAAAAAGAAUAAUAUUAAUAUAAUUAUAAAAAAAAAAUAUUUUUAUAAUUUGUUUGUAAUAUGUACGUAAAACUAUAAUCUGUCAAAUACAAAUUCGUGUUGUGAAUACAUUGACAUCUGUACACUAGUUAAGUAAAGCUUGCUCUUUGACAGUACUUACACAGAUGCAAUAUUAUGUUGAACAAGUUGUAGUGUAUUUAAUGAAGAAGAUAAUAUAUUUUAUAUCUAGAUUUUGAAUAACGGUCAGUUGAUGAUUUACUUACCAUAAAUGAAGUAUUGUUGACGAUUGGUUCAAACAUAAAUCAAGCUAUAUUCCGUAAUAAUAGUAAAAACUACAAAGUUACUGUGACGCUUCAAAGCAUUGACAGCGCAAGUAGGGUUGCCAACUUUCUCUGGCCGAUAUAGAGGAUGUCUGCUAUCAGAGAAACUAAAUAAAGAGUACACAUUAAUAAAAAGGAGUAUCGGUUAUUAAAAUUUUUUAAACCUUGCUCCACGAAAUUAAUAUUAUAUAUUCACAGAUUUUUUAAUGCCUUCAGAAACCACCAAGUUUUAUGGCUAAAAUAAGUUGUCUAUGCUCUAGCAUAUUGUAUCUGUCUCUGGUACAUGCUAGCUUUAUUUAAUUACUAACCAAUACUUACACUCCGCAGGAACUGCCCCCUCGCUCUCGUGAUUAUUAUAUCUAUAUAAUUGUAAAUGUCGCAAUAACGGAGAUAGCUGUAGACAGGUAACUAGUGGGGAAAAGGGGGAUAUUUUCGUCGGUUUCGAGUUGUUCUGUUGGAAUUGUACUACAAUGAUGUCCAAUUAUCAUGUCUAAUCAUAUUAUUAUUUAAGCCUCAUAUCCACUAGGCAACAUUUGGCGCGCAACAUGUUGAAAGUGCAGAACAGCGCGGAACUUUUAACAAUGUUAUCUGUCUUGAUUGCUUGAUCAGUUGUCGACAACAUGUCGCCUGAGGAAUUAGUGUUGAUUUUAGCUGCAGUGUUUAUAAUAAUUUAUGCCCAACUGCAUGUUGCUAGUUGCACGGAAACAAACAACAAGCCGGGCGCCAUUACGGCCGCCAGCUGGCAACGUCGCAAUGUUGAGCGGCACGUGUUGCGCUCUAAAUGUUCCCUAGUGGAUAAGAGUCUUUAUGCUUUACUAGAUUUCUCCCAUUUCUCGGGCCAUUUAAUAAAAAUUUACAAUGUAAUAGCUGAUAGCAACUGCAUGGACAUUAGUUUUUGACGCUAAAUGCACAUUGUCCAAAAAAACAUUUCAAUAAACGAUUUGAAAAAUUAUAUUCUUCAAUAUAUGUGCACGUAUAUAAUCAUCAAUAAAAUUCUAAGAAGUUUGUUUGGUCAUUUAAACAAUUUAUUAUUAGUUCCUAACUCAAUACCUAAACUGUGUUUAGCUUAACAUCGUUUAAUGUAGUUUUCAUUUGUACUGGUUGCUUAGGCUCGUUGUUUCUACUAUUUUAUACGAGGGUAGAUAGAAAAAUGAAUUGACUUGUUGAAUUGUGGAACUUUUUGAAAGUUUUUACUCUCUCUUAAUGCGUCUCGUAUUGUUUUGAAUGUUAUCGAUAUAACUCUAGCAUUUAUACCUACUGCUCUAUUUUAAGGGCCCGUACUUUUGGCUGGAAAUGCGGGUUAUUUUUUAAUUUAUAAAAUUGAUUUAAAUUAACAAUGAUGUUCUAUACACAUUUAAAUAUAUAUCUUUCGCAAUCUGAUAGCGGAACUAGAAAAGUGUGCUUAAAUACAAUGUAAGCACAAUUCUCUCCUUACUCGUGUGUCAACAGCUGUCACUGUCCGAUACAAAUCUGAACUGAAUAAAUGUUUUACAAUGUUGCUUAUUUACCAUGAAUAUUUUAACAACUGGAGUAAAUAUGAAGAUAUUGCCGUCGCAGCUUUUUAUGGUGUAAUUUGUGGCGUUUUGGCUUUGAUUUUACAGGACUUGAUUUGUCUAUAUGUAUAGAACGUCAUUGUAAGUAAAUGUUAAGGUUUUUGUAGAAGUAUAUCUAUAGCAUUUGGAACAUGUUCUUUUAUAUGAAACCUGACUGAACUUUCGCCGAACGUACAAAUACUGCGUAUACGUAUAUAUACUCUCGGGUAACUGUCCAAUUGUCAUGAAUCUCCAUUUAGUGUAGGAUCUCUCUUCUCAAUGUCGAUCAUUUAUGUUAUGUCAAGAAAUGAUGUCUUUUUUUUAAAUUACAAUUGGUUUGUUACCUGUGCUAAGCUUAGAUAAUUUAUACGUCUGGAUAGAGCUUCUUGCUGCUAGACAACCGAUGAAAACAGACCAGGUUUAUUACUGUAGUUUGCGUGGACAAGCUACGUCUUACACUCGCGAUUUGUCACUUUGUGGUAAUGUGCGUGUAUUGCGUGAUGUUUUGACAGCUGUCACAGUCUAUUUAGACCUAUGAAUGAUCAAAGGCGCUAUUUUAGUUACUUGCUUACACUUACAUUUACUAAGUUUAAUACGUUUCUUAAUGACUUACCUUUUAUUUUAAAUAAUAUAGACAAAUCUCGAAUUUUUCUCUGUAUCAAAUAUAAUAUCUUUUUGAUUUAAUUAGUUUGUGAUCGACAUUGCAUUUUUAAAAUCGUAUUAUUUUAUAGAAAAUAUAAGCUCCUGUUAAUGUAGUGAAAUUACUGAAACUUUAAAGGUUUAACAGGCGCUAAUAUGUUCAUCAUAAAUUUUUGUAGUGGGAAAUAAAAAUUGUUUUACGUUUUUACUUCAAAAGUUUCUGAUCGAAUUAUACUAUAAAAUAAACGCUAUUUUUAAAUAAAAAUUGUAAUGCAUUACAAUGGAAAGGGAAUUGAUUAAGUGUUUUGUCGUUGGAGUUGAUAAUUUGUAACUUUUAAUAUUGUUCUUAAUUAAGGAGUUGUGUAUUUCAAGCGAGGCAUAUUUUUGUCUGGUUUUGAUGUUAUGUACGUCACAAAUAUGGAUAUUGUAUUAUGUGCUUGAAUUAUUCAAUAUUUCUCAAAUUUGACUGUUAUUGGUGUGAGGUGGCGAAUCAGAUACAUAUCGGUCACUGACCUGUUUGCAAAUUAUUAUCGAUUACAAAGUGUCUUCGGUUGUGUUGGAGUAUAUAAUAGUGAGCUAAAAACAAGAUCUUUUUAAGAUAUACCAGCUUAAUAAUUGAUAGGUAUUCACACUAUAGAAUAACAGUUGUUUACAUUUAUCAGGCCACACAAUAUCAUAUUUGUGACGAACGGAGAGCGCGUGAUGUUCGGAACGCUUUGUAAAUUUCGCUUGAAGCCAAAGAUAUACCUAUUUUUGUGUUCGCUUUAUUCCAACGUUAUGUGUUCUGUCAAUUUGGCAGCUGUCAGUUCGUACCACAGACGAUGUAAUUACAAGUUCAAGCGCAUCGGCGCCAUUUGAUUUUCUGUACCAUAAAUCUUACUAAUUUAUUAUUUGUAUGUAUAUUACUGAAGAGGUUCUUAAUAUAUUAUUUUUAGUUGUUGUAAUAUUAGUGAUAAGCAAUUAACGUGUUGUGCGUCUCCGUACAAUAUAUUGUAUAAUAUGAUUAAAAUUGUUGAGAGUUGCUAAAACUAAGUCACUUACAUUAGUUUUAUUUAAAAAAAACGGAAAUGUAUUUAUUUAUUAAAUAUGAAUUAACAUUCAUGAGA